UACAACACAACUGCACUUAAAUAAGUGUUUUUUGGUUCUUUUUUCGGCGAUAAAUACAGAAUCUUCAAUGCAACAAGAAUUAUGAUGAAUACUAUCAGCUCAAAACACUAUAUCGCACGCAACAUUUGAAGAAGUGCGUUACUUCUGUUUAUCCUGUCAAAAUGGUUGCUCCCAUGCUUUCUUUGCAUUUAAUAUUUAUUUUCAGACUAGUGAGAGUAUAUCAGAUUCUUUAAAAAACAAGUUCGAAGCCGUUAGUACUAUUGAGAAGAUGGAAUGUGAUCAAGACGCACAUCUCUCUAUAGUUGUAAAUAUACCAACUCCUCCUGGACCUCAGUGCUAUUGUAUGAUGUCACGUGACUACAGCAGGCCAGAUUUUCAAUGCAGUGUUUGUUACAAGUGGUUCCACCUAGAGUGUAUAGCUUUCAAUAUAGGAAAAGCCUUACCUUUCCUUACUGCUUAUCAUUUCAUGUGUAAGCGAUGCAACCCGAUGGGUGAGGAAGUUUUUUCUAGGAAACAGGCAAAUUUCACUGUUAUGUGUCAGACAGCUUUAGCCAAUUUAAUGUUAAAGCAUGGCGGGCGUUUAUACUUCAUGGAAACGAAGGAACUGAUUCCAUUCUUGGAAGAAUAUUGGGAAGAACUCACAACGCAGCCAAGGAAGUCUAAUAAUUCAUGGUAUCCAAACAUUCACAAAACCUUGACUAGUAGUGAUGUGUUCAAAACUGUGGAAACGCCAGGUGAUCUUUAUGUGUGUCUUUCAAAUACGGAUCUCACCAAGAUUGGUCCAAGUUACGAUCGUUUUCGUGCUCUUACAAGUCAACUUCGGACAAAUAUUACUAAACUGGGUGUCCCUUCCGCUAACAUUUCCACCAAUGUAUCACAAAACCAAUCCUCUCUGUCAGGUUUCGUUCCUGAUUCUGUAGAUCAGUUAUCAAGCUCUUCAUCAACUAACAGUCAACUACCUUUUAGCAAUGAAACUGAUAAUUUUGACGUACCCGUUUGGCGAAAGCGCAAAUCUCCAGGUAGUGGAUUAUCUGGUGGGAUGGGUAGUUUCUACAAUGGUUCAUCUGUGACAGCUAUUGCUCCUGGUACGUCGUCAGAAAACAUUGUUCUAGGGAACGUGUCCAGUACUGAUGUUUCGGGAUUCCCUGGUACGAGAAAUAUGACCUCAUCUACUGGAGAUGUAAAUAAUGGGUUAUCCAGCGGCUUAGUACGUUCAACUCGUCGAGCUACGUCGGCAUCUGUUCUGGGUGGAACAACAGCAAUAAGUGGAGCUGGUUCAGAGGAGGGACGUGCAAAGUUAAAUGCUUUGGGAUUUCCUAUAGAUCAUGCACUUAAUAAAGAAGGGUAUCGUUACAUUUUAGUAGAAGCUGACAAGCAUGCUUCUGGUCGGCGGCAGUGGGACGAAUGUGAAUUUACAGCUGGAAAGCCUAUACCUGGUCUUUUUUAUCGUGUCUUUUUAUGCUCACAGGUGGUUCUGUCUUUGAGUGAUCGUGCGAACCAUUUAAAAGUACAUGAAUCACAGUUGUCGGUUACUGGUGAGAAAGGUUAUUGUAUGGUUCGUGCCACUCAUAGCGUUCAUUCAGGUACUUGGUAUUUCGAAGCAACCAUCACAGAACAACCAGAAGGUUCUGCAACUCGGAUUGGUUGGUCUCAAAUGUACGGUAACCUACAAGCACCGUGUGGUUAUGACAAGUUUAGUUAUUCUUGGCGUUCACGUCUUGGUACGUCAUUUCAUGAAUCUCGCGGAAAACACUACGCAGAUGAAGGAUAUAAGAAAGAUGAUGUCAUUGGAUGCUUGAUCCAUUUACCUUCAACCGCCGGUCCUUUCACAUCUCGGGAAAAUCACAGUUCAGAUUCUGCUGUGCAGUUUAAGACACCUCAAGGAAAUAAACUUUCGUCCAUAAUUGAUUUCAUUCAAUCCAACUUGGGCCUUAAUCUUGGUGCAACAAAUUCAAGCAAAUCUAAAAACUCUCCUACCUUGAGUUAUCUUCCUGAAACUUACAAAGAUCGCCCCCUGAUCAGGUUUCGGAAUUCAUUCUACUUCGAAGAAAAAGAUGAUCAAACUAAAGCUGAAAAGUCACUUCAUCCACUACCUGGUAGUAAGAUCAUAUUUUAUCGUAAUGGUGAAUGCAUGGGAACAGCUUUCCAGAAUAUCUACGCAGGUACUUACUAUCCAGCAGUAUCCAUAUAUAAGUCUGCUACAGUUUCUGUCAAUUUUGGUCCAUAUUUCAAAUAUCCUCCAAGCGACUUAACAGAUUGGCAACCGAUGUCUGCGCGUGUUGUAGGUACUGCUGUUGAACAGACUGUCGCAGACAUGAUCUAUUUAGUAGAAAACGAGGGAUUCAUCGAGCGUACCAUUAAAUCAUAUGCUCCUCAAUUGCGAUGAUUGAACAUUAAAAAUAGACGGAUGAUAUUUAUUCCAUGCUUAGGGUAGCUACAGGUAUGAAAUAAUUUUGCCUCGUAAUGAAUAUACCAUCUUCUCUUCUUGUCAUCAGAUUACUGUUUGUCAUACAUAUUAUCCGGUUUACGAAGUGAAUUAUUCAGAAGUGCUUACUGUUAUUAUGAGUUUGAAAACUUUUAACACUUAAUUGUAUGUUCUAUAUGUUUCUGUAUGUGCUAACCUUUCUUUUGUUACAUUUCCAAUAAUCUCCACUUCCGGUUACUGUAUAUUCAUGUGUCUCAUCAUUGUGGUGCUUUAUUUCCACUUUUUUAAAAUGUUUCUUCCUUCGAAUGAAUUUUUUGACGAAGAAAUAAUGAAGCAGACUGGGUAUUAAAUUUGUUAUAUAUCUUGUAUGUAUGAUUUUGUUCCGACUUACUUAAAUGCUGUGUAUAUCGCGCAUGCGUAAAACUGGGAAACAUUUUUUCUAUACAAAAAUGUUGUAUUCGUAUUUUGUGUCGGAAAAUUCUCGAAGUUCGAAGAGUUUAGUUGUGUUGUUAGGACUGUGUACUUGAAACCGCUGGUGUUGCAAGUAGUCUGGGAAGAUUUGAGAACUGAAUCGAAUUUAGUUGUGAUUAGAAUAUUUUUGAUAUAACCACAGCGGUGAUUAGCGAGACCAGCCUGAACAACCGCAGAAAUUCACUCACCCAAUAGAUAAGUUCAUUUAUUGUACUUUUUGAAGUUAUGUUUGGUUUCAAAUAGUAUUACAGUAUAUUUGCUGGGAAAAACUUUGGUUUGUACAGCAAGCCAUUGAGAAAAAAAUUCGUUUUGAUUGUCUUAACACAUUGGGAUUAUAUAAAAGUACAUUUUCAUGCCAAGUAUUUGAGAUGGUGAAAAAUUCUAAUUUGUUGUUCGUUGUAUGUCAGGUGUAUUGUUUCAUUUGUUUUGUCUAACGAUUAGUCGCUCAUGUAUUUUAUUCUCAUUCUGUUACUUUGUCAGUUGUAGGCAAACUGUAAAUGUUAUGUUUCUAUGCCUCUUUGUGCGCUAAAAUUAUCUCGAAGAACUUAUGCAUUUGGAAAUACUCAUGUGGUUUGAAUUAAAUUCGUAUCAUUCGGCAAAAAGAACUUCCGGUUGUCUUUCAUCAUGUCUGUGCAGUUG
Heterobilharzia americana is the source of this 3535-nucleotide messenger RNA. The record is from the annotation of a GenBank genome assembly. Lineage: Eukaryota; Metazoa; Platyhelminthes; Trematoda; Strigeidida; Schistosomatidae.